UAUCAACGUUCUACGAUUACCUAUUACCUAUCGUGCUGGAAAAAAGCAUCGGCACCGGCAUCGGUGAGCCUGAAGCAUUUCACAGUUCAUUGUGCCACGUGUGGGUGUGUGACGACGCGCCGAUCGAUUGGGUGCUGAACUCUCGUCUGUUUGUCAACAGCUGUUCCAUUAUAAAUAUCGAAAAGCUGAGUAAAGAAGAUGAAGUAGAAAUAAAUAGUAUAGGAAGGUUCACACGUUGCAAGUAAACGAUCCACAUAUGUCGGUUCAACGAAACACGAUUACGAGUGUAAAUACAUAACAGUCGGUAAAUGUCUACGUGAACGUGUUGAGAUUUUCGGUUUGCCUCACUAUCGUACCGAUCCAACAACGAUAAAAUGGAUUUUAACUCAAUUAUGAUGCAUAUAAUGCUCUCAUUGAACAAGUUGCUAGUUGUAGCUGUGUGCAAACUAGUUUGUAUACUUAUCCUUGUGCCUAUUGGAUUAAUACUGUGGAAGAGAGAAUAUUCAAAACAACGGGCAAAGAGAUUGCAUAAGGGGACAGUCGUUGGUUUCUUUCAUCCUUACUGUAACUCGGGCGGAGGUGGCGAGAGAGUACUCUGGGCUGCUAUCAAUGCUAUACAAACUAAAUAUCCUGAUGUAUUAAUAGUUGUCUACACUGGAGACCUCGAGGCACAUCCAUUACAGAUUCUAGAUAAAACAGAGAAGGUUUUUAACUAUAAAAUCAAGAACAACGUCACAUUUAUAUAUCUACACAGACGAAAAUGGGUAGAGGCUUCGAUGUAUCCUUAUUUUACACUUCUGGGACAAAGCUUAGGUUCCAUUUGGCUGGGCAUUGAAGCUUUAAAUAGCUGUAUACCAGAUAUUUAUAUUGACACCAUGGGUUAUGCAUUUACUUAUCCAUUGUUUAGGUACAUUGGUGGAUGUCGGAUUGCAACGUAUACUCACUAUCCAACAAUUUCUACUGACAUGAUGAGACACAUUUACAAAAGAACUAUCUCCCAUACAAAUAAGAGAAUCAUAGCUAGAAAUCCAUUUCUGUCAGCAGCGAAGCUAGCUUAUUACAAGUUAUUCGGAUUUAUAUAUGGCUGGGUCGGCAGUAGGGCAGAAAUUGUAAUGGUGAAUUCUUCAUGGACCGAGGAACACAUUAAUUCGAUUUGGAAAUGCCCGAUGAGAACGCAUAAAAUCUUUCCACCGUGCGAUGUGAAGCAAUUAACGUUGCUACCGCUACUCAGCGACGAGGAGAAAUGCAAUAGUAUACGUAUAGUUUCGAUUGCGCAAUUCAGACCAGAGAAAAAUCAUCCAUUAAUGCUAAGGGCGAUGUACGAACUUAGAUCAAUCAUUAAAGAAGACGUUUGGGAUAGGGGCCCGAUGAUCUCUGCGGGACGAGUAGUCAAAAAAACCACAGAACCCACUGAGAUUCGGCUGGUUUUAAUUGGUUCCUGUCGUAAUUUCGAAGACGAGGUACGCAUGAAAGACAUGCAGGAUUUGUCGAAACACUUCGCGUUAGAUGAGAACGUGGAAUUCAAAUUGAACGUACCGUACUCGGAACUUCUCUUGGAGCUUCAACGAGCAACGAUAGGUUUGCAUACGAUGUGGAACGAGCAUUUUGGGAUCAGCAUCGUCGAAUGCAUGGCUGCAGGAUUAAUCGUCGUCGCUCACGAUUCCGGUGGUCCAAAAGCUGAUAUAAUUGAAACGCAACCGGGAUCCCAAAACGGAUUUUUGGCUACUGAACCUGAGGAAUAUGCAAAAAUCAUGGCACAUAUUAUUAGAAUGGAUCCAGAGGAAAGAAAUGCGAUUAAACUAGUUGCUAGAGCUUCAGUAAAUCGAUUCUCGGGCGAAGUGUUUGAAAGAGAAUUCUUACGAACGAUAGAGCCAUUUUUCAGGCUAAAACAGGAAUAAUUUUUACCAAAAGUAUGGUAUAAAUGUGAUUGAUUGUAUGAACGUCAAUUUAUUUUGAAUAAAAUGGUUACUUAUAUACUUA
Ceratina calcarata is the source of this 1980-nucleotide messenger RNA. Its product is annotated as GDP-Man:Man(3)GlcNAc(2)-PP-Dol alpha-1,2-mannosyltransferase. The record is from RefSeq and is a predicted model, not a curated record. Lineage: Eukaryota; Metazoa; Arthropoda; Insecta; Hymenoptera; Apidae. Gene Ontology annotation, molecular function: GDP-Man:Man(3)GlcNAc(2)-PP-Dol alpha-1,2-mannosyltransferase activity. Gene Ontology annotation, cellular component: endoplasmic reticulum membrane. The transcript has 11 exons. Gene Ontology annotation, biological process: dolichol-linked oligosaccharide biosynthetic process; protein N-linked glycosylation. Bases 375 to 1898 code for a protein of 507 amino acids.